CUCCCUCGAUGGCGACUACGGGCGGGGGUUCAAGAGCGCUGCGAUUCCCGUUCCUGGCAAAGUGGUUUUCUUCGUUUUGCUGCGGCCGUCUCUACGUUCCUGCUGUCGAUCGUGCUGUUGGUCUUCCUUCUACCGAUCGCUUGAUCAGGAGCUGAUUAACAGAGACUAAGAUGGCCUCAGCAACAAUGAUCCAGUCUUCUGCUGCUCUCGGAAGCUCCUCCCUGCAGGCUUCCUCUUCUACCAGAGGAGACGCCUCCAUAUCCUCCUCAGGGGGGUUUGCUCAGAAGAGCAAUGUCACUUAUUCCGCAGAUGGAUCUUUCAUGGGUUCAUUGAAGGGCUUGAAGCUGUCAGCUGCCCCCGUUCGCCGGUUGGCGCAGAGAUGCAGUACAACGAGGGCCACAGCGACUGAGUUCCCCACUAAGACUACGAAGUCAGGCAGCCAGGAGAAAGUUCGAAUUGGAAUCAACGGUUGUGGGAGAAUCGGAAGACUUGUUCUCCGUGUUAUCCUCGCCAGGGACGAUGUCGAAGUCGUUGCCGUGAACGAUCCCUUCAUUGACACCAAGUACAUGGCGUACAUGUUGAAGUACGAUUCUACUCACGGGCUUCUAAAGUCUGAGGUGAAUGCUGUAGACGACAAUACUUUGCAAGUUGGCUCUCAAACCAUCAAGGUCUUCGGAUGCAGGGACCCUGCUGAAAUCCCAUGGGGAUCAGUUGGAGCCGACUUCGUGGUAGAGUCUACCGGUGUCUUCACUGCCGUUGACAAAGCCUCUGCUCACUUCAAGGGUGGUGCCAAGAAGGUGGUGAUCUCCGCACCUUCUGGCGAUGCGCCCAUGUUCGUGAUGGGUGUGAACCAGCAGUCAUACAAGGACAGCAUGAACGUGGUGUCCAAUGCCAGUUGCACUACCAACUGUCUCGCACCUCUUGCGAAGGUUAUCCAGGACAACUUCGGCAUUGAGGAAGGGCUCAUGACCACUGUGCAUGCCACCACUGCUACCCAGAAGACCGUGGACGGUCCAUCUGGAAAGGACUGGCGUGGAGGACGUGGUGCUGGACAGAACAUUAUUCCCAGCUCAACUGGAGCUGCGAAGGCUGUGGGCAAGGUACUGCCAGAAUUGAAUGGGAAGCUCACUGGUAUGGCUUUCCGUGUGCCAACUCCCAAUGUGUCUGUGGUAGACCUGACCGUGCGACUCCAGAAGAGUGGCUCAUACGAGGAUAUCAAGGCAGCCAUCAAGGCCGCUUCUGAGGGUCCGAUGAACGGCAUCCUGGGUUACACUGAGGACGAUGUUGUUUCGAACGACUUUGUUGGUGAUGCUAGGUCGAGCAUCUUCGAUGCCAAGGCAGGAAUUGCCUUGAGUGACAAGUUUGUCAAGCUGGUGUCGUGGUAUGACAACGAGUGGGGCUACAGCAACCGAGUUGUGGACCUGAUCUUGCACAUGGCUGGAGUAAAGGCCAACCUCAAUUAGAAACUUGGUUGUCAGUACUCUUUAACUGCUUAGAAGACCUGCUACAUCUCUGGAACUCUUGUCACGAUCGUUUACAGAAUAUCACCUAUGCAAGGAGACUUCCAGAAGACUGAGCGUGAUCAAUUAGGAAAAAACUUUGACCAAUAAUGUCGGAAUAUGCCUUCGCGUGGCUUUAGGUAGUUGCGAGACCAGACAAGAAAGGAUAGGUGCCGUUGUGAUGCUGAUGUCUUGUCGACAUGACAGGUCUUCCUUGAGGCGAGUUUUCAUUUUUGAUAGUUGAAAGGUGUAGCGUUAUCGUUGAAUGUGCCUUGUAUACUCACGAAAGCAGCCAUGUCACUGGCUCGUAAUUAGUAAACAGGAUUUCUGAUGAAGAUAGAUUA
Molecule: messenger RNA, 1843 nt
Organism: Physcomitrium patens
Lineage: Eukaryota; Viridiplantae; Streptophyta; Bryopsida; Funariales; Funariaceae
Product: glyceraldehyde-3-phosphate dehydrogenase, cytosolic
Biological process (GO): glycolytic process; glucose metabolic process
Cellular component (GO): cytosol
Molecular function (GO): glyceraldehyde-3-phosphate dehydrogenase (NAD+) (phosphorylating) activity; NADP binding; NAD binding
Source: RefSeq, a predicted model, not a curated record